This is a messenger RNA of Rasamsonia emersonii CBS 393.64, 1500 nucleotides long. RefSeq names its product Arginine N-methyltransferase 2. Gene Ontology annotation, biological process: peptidyl-arginine methylation. Lineage: Eukaryota; Fungi; Ascomycota; Eurotiomycetes; Eurotiales; Trichocomaceae. Gene Ontology annotation, molecular function: protein arginine N5-methyltransferase activity. The transcript is spliced from 3 exons. Gene Ontology annotation, cellular component: cytoplasm; nucleus. The coding region runs from base 1 to 1500 and encodes 499 amino acids. The record is from RefSeq and is a predicted model, not a curated record.
AUGACGGACCCCAACGACCCGAAUCUCGAAGAAAUCAACGUCGACAUCGAUGUCCAAGAAAUCCUCCUUGCCGCAUCCCAGCAUGACAUCCGCAAGCUGCGCGAGCUGAUUCGGUCGAACACCACGGCCGAGAACCCCGUCAACGUGAAAGAUCCAGAAACGGGAUAUACUCCUCUCCACGCGGCCAUUGCAGCCUGCGAGCCAGACGAUGAUGACACGGCAGGCGCUGCACCCAACGGCGUCCAUACAGACGAUACCGACAAACAGAGUGAACAGGAAAAGCUGAUUCAGGCGGGGAUAGAUACGGUCAAGUUUCUCCUGCAAGAGGGCGCGAUCUGGAAUGACCUGGAUAACAAUAAUGAGACGCCGGGAUGCCUGGCAAGACGGCUCGGGCUGAAAGAACUCUACGAGCUCAUGGUCGACGCUGGCGUGCGGGCAGAAAUGCUUUUCAGUCGUCUGCAAGGGUACGAACGACUUUCAGACGACGAGGGUGACGAUGAAGAAAAAGAGGAGGGUGGCCACGCCACAGAAAAUGAAGCGCAGGAAUCCCAACCAGCACAGACGUCGACUGAGGAAUCCGAAAGAGGAGAAGCAACACCAGCGGCCACGGAAACGGAGCCAGACGUUACCAGCAGUCGCUACCUUCAAUCGCAUCUGAGCUUCCAGAAUGAUCGUCUCUUAGACAACGAUCAGAACGGCGUCAUGAUGGCUUGGGAAUCCGACAUCAUGGCGAAGACAGCCCGCAAGCUCCUCCCUCGUCCCGGCUUGCGCGUGCUGAAUAUCGGUCAUGGCAUGGGUAUCAUCGACGGGUUUUUCCAAGAGCAGUCGCCCAGUGCACACCACAUCGUCGAGGCACAUCCCGAGGUGGUGGCUGAGAUGAAGCGAAAAGGCUGGCACGAGAAGCCUGGUGUCCAGAUCCACGAAGGCCGCUGGCAGGACGUUCUUCCAGCCCUUGUCGAGAAGGGUGAGACCUUCGACGCUAUUUACUACGACACUUUCGCCGAGUCAUACGAGGAUUUCCGGGGAUUUCUCUCCGAGCAGGUGAUCGGGCUGUUGGACCCGGAUGGGCUGUGGGGCUUUUUCAACGGCAUGGGUGCUGACCGGCAGAUCAGCUACGACGUCUAUCAGAAAGUCGUAGAGAUGGAUCUCUUUGAGGCCGGUUUUGACGUUGACUGGGAGGACAUCCCCGUCCCUCCGUUGGAGGGUGAAUGGACGGGGGUCCGACGUCGGUACUGGGUGGUGGAUAACUAUCGCCUGCCUAUAUGCAGUCCUAACCAAAGUAACCCAACUCGUGCCAUGUACGAGGACUCACCUAGCGAAUUGAGAGCUCACAGGCAUAGAAGCCUUUUCCAAUGGGUUCUUGACAGAUCUGUAGAUAAUACCGUUCCUCUAGCUCUCGCUAGACAGUCCUCCCACAGGAGAAUAUAUCUCGAGUCUACGCUUCGUCAGCGCGGUGAGAGUGAGUGGUAUGGCGACGACACCGUUUGGGCCGGCGUCUAG